AUGGCUUCUUGGCUGGUCGAGGAUAUUAGUUCAGACGAAGGAGACGAUCUCUCGGAUUAUGAACCGGAAGAUUCGUACGACAGUGCUGACAGCGAUGCUGAAUUUUUGAACGAAGAAGAGAGAUCAGAAAUGCAAGUGGAUGACAACGUUGCUCUGAUGUCGAAAGACAAAACAAUUCGAUACUCUCUGGAGCCGCCACCAACUGCAAGACCACCAGCCAGUCGAGUAGGUGUCAUUGCAAAUGAAGGCCCAAUGACAUACGCAAGUGCCCGUGUGACUGAUCUGUUAGCAUCUUUCUUGAUGUUCAUUGAGCCUAUCGAAAAGAUUGUGGUUGAUAUGACCAACUUGUAUGGAUUUCGCCGAUAUAAGGAUGAAUGGCAGAACGUUGACAUUUGCACGAUGAGAGCAUAUUAUGGACUUCUUCUGUUAGCCGGUGUAUACCGUUCGCGAGGCGAAGAUAUAACUGAACUUUGGGAUGAUCACAAAGGUCGGCCGAUUUUUCGAGCCACAAUGUCAUUGGAAUUAUUCAAACGGAUCAAUCAAUGCAUUCGAUUCGAUAACAAAGAGGAACGUAUGCAAACAAAUGAACGCUACAAAUUGGAACCGAUUCGAAACGUAUUUGAAAAGUGGGUUCAACGGGUGCGCGAUUUAUAUGUACCUGGGAAAUUUGUAACUUUUGACGAACAGUUGCUGCCAUAUCGUGGAAGAUGUCCAUUUAUCCAGUACAUUCCAAACAAACCGGCUAAGUAUGGCAUCAAAAUCUGGGUUUUAUGUGAUUCAAAAACGUACUAUGCGUACAAUUUGAAAGUUUAUGUCGGUCGUAAUCGAAACUCAGCACCUGAAGUGAAUCAAGCUGAAAAUGUGGUGAUGAGGCUGGCUGAAGGCUUGAAUGGACGGAACUUGACUGCCGAUAAUUGGUUCAUUACUUAUUCGUUGGCCAAACGAUUGAAAGGGCAGGUGAUUGAUGAAAGUGAUAAGAAAAAGCCGGAAAUUAUCAAGUUUUAUAAUGCAACAAAGGGAGCGGUGGAUACACUCGACGAAAUGGUCGGUACUUAUCGGUGCAAGAGAAGAGUAUUGCGAUGGCCGUUGGCUCUUUUUGAAAAUAUGCUUGACAUUUCGGCUUGCAAUGCAUUGGCCAUAUUUCUGGCGAAUAAUUCAUAUUGGCAACACGCUGAAAAGAAGGCUCGCCGUCGCUUUUCCCUCAUCGAAGUUGGUGAAGCACUUGUAACGCCAUUCAUAUCCGAACGUGAACAUAUGCCGCAAGGAAAACGAGCUCAAAAUGUCGUUUGUGAUAUACAAGGUGUGGCACGUGAACCAUCACCAGCGCUAUCAAAAUCAUCAGGUGGAUCGGCAAGAGCAUCUCCUGUGCCGUGGCUGAGCAAUUUGAGACACACCGAAGCAGCGAAAAAGAGAGCUCGAUGGAUGCCACAUUUGCCCCUAUGCUACGAAUGCAAAU
Messenger RNA from Sitodiplosis mosellana (orange wheat blossom midge), 1456 nucleotides. RefSeq names its product piggyBac transposable element-derived protein 4-like. The annotation marks the transcript as partial. NCBI's taxonomy places the organism in Eukaryota, Metazoa, Arthropoda, Insecta, Diptera, Cecidomyiidae. The transcript is spliced from 3 exons. The record is from RefSeq and is a predicted model, not a curated record.